Trichophyton rubrum CBS 118892 is the source of this 582-nucleotide messenger RNA. RefSeq lists its product as uncharacterized. The coding region runs from base 1 to 582 and encodes 193 amino acids. The transcript has 3 exons. The record is from RefSeq and is a predicted model, not a curated record. NCBI's taxonomy places the organism in Eukaryota, Fungi, Ascomycota, Eurotiomycetes, Onygenales, Arthrodermataceae.
AUGUCUUGUGUUUCAGCUGAAGAGACGAAUAUCUUCUUGAUCAAGUGCAUCAAGUACUCCAAUAAUGGAAAGGUCGAUUUCGCUGCGGUCGCCGAGGAAUGUGGUAUUGUCAGCAAGGGAGCAGCCGCAAAACGCUAUGAGCGUAUCCUUAAGGGCAAUGGUAUUCAUCCAUCGUCCGGCGAGGGAGUGGACGAGGACGGGGCGCCUGGAUCCGCAAACGUGACUCCCAAGAAGAACGGGGCAUCGACCAAGCCCAAAACGCCUCGAAAGACUCCGACUAAGCCCAAGGCCAACGGAGCGCCUAAGACUCCUACCAAGCGCAAGACCAACAAGGGAGAAGCCAACAACGAAAGCCCCACUAAGAAAUUCAAGUCUAAAGAAAAGGUUGUGGACUCCGAUGCGUCUGUCAAAGCUGAUAAUGACGAGGUAGAGGAGGAACUCCCGCUGCGUACGAAGAAUGACCCAUUCUUGCCUGUUCCUGCUGUCGAUAAGGAGUCAGAGGAUGCAAUUUUCAAGGAAUUCUGCAACACUGGAGCCAUGGUCAAGCACGAGAACGAGAUGAUUGAAAACCAGGUCGUGUAA